GAGGCAGCGGAAGUGACUGGGGGUGGGGAGGCUGCAGGAAGGCGGGAUUUUCGCAGGUGCGGCAGGAGGGCCGUGGUGUGCCUCCCUCCCUCCCUCCCUCUCUUCUUACUCCGCGGGUUCCCUCCCUUCCGUCUCUCCCUCUCGUCGUGUAGGCGAGGCGAGGUCGGGACUUGGGGAGCACGCGUUUGGCUUUGGGAGAAAGGACCAGUGCUGGCCAGACAAAAUGGCUGCACACAAUAACUUCUAUAUCGGUCUCUGCUUGGCUCUCAGCUCCAGCAUUUUCAUUGGUGCAAGCUUCAUCCUGAAAAAAAAAGGACUUCUUAAGAUUGCCAGCAGGGGCUCGUUGAGAGCAGGUCACGGUGGCCAUGCAUACCUAAAGGAGUGGCUCUGGUGGGCUGGACUAAUAUCCAUGGGAGUUGGAGAAGCUGCUAAUUUUGCUGCCUAUGCUUUUGCCCCAGCCACACUAGUGACACCCUUGGGUGCACUGAGUGUGUUAGUCAGUUCCAUUUUGUCCUCUUACUUCUUGAAUGAGAAAUUGAAUGUUCAUGGGAAGAUUGGCUGUGUGCUCAGUAUUCUGGGUUCAACAAUGAUGGUGAUCCAUGCCCCACAGGAGGAGAUGAUCCUCACCUUGGCAGAGAUGUCUGAGAAGCUGAAAAGUCCAGUUGUUCAAGACUGUCCGUGACCCCUUUUGGGGUUUUCUUGGCAAAGAUACUGGAACAGUUUGGAUUUCCUUCUCCAGCUCAUUUUACAGAUGAGGAAACUGAGGCAAACAGGGUGAAGUGACAUGUCAAGGAUACCACAACUAGUUAGGGUCUGAGGCCAGAUUUGAAAUCAGAAAGAUGAGUCUUCCUGACUUCAGGCUCAGGCCCAGCCCAGGGCUUUAUCUACUAUGCUGCCUAGCUGCCUUUAAACUUACUAUGCUAACUAGAAAGGAGGUCAAGAGAACCAAAACAAGAUAUAGUUUGGGGGUAGCUAGGUAGCUCAGUGAAUAGAGAGCCAGCCUUAGAGAUGAGAGGUCCUGAGUUCAAAUGUGGCCUGACACUUCCUGGCUGUGAGAUCCUGGGCAAGUCACUUAACCCCAAAUGCCUACUCCUCACCGUUCUUCUGCCUUGGAACCGAUACUUCUUAUCGAUUCUAAGAUAGAAGGUAAGUGAUUUAGAAAAGAAAAAGAGAGAGAGCCUUAACACACCACAUCUAUCCCUAUUACUGUCUUACUAAAUUUGACCCAGUGAUCUAACUUGUUGAGAUCCUCUUGGAUUCGAAUUCUUUCAUUCUUCCUAGGUUUGUGUCAUCUGCAAAUUGAUAAGCAAGCAGGCCAGGUAUGCCUUUCUUCAAGUCAUUGGUGAAAUGAGCUAUUUAACAGAGAUCCAGGGGCCCUUUACUUGAGACUUCUUACCAAUUUACUUAUCUUUGGAUCCAACCCCUCUGUUACUUCUUAAUUCACCUUUUCCCAGUUUCCUUCUCUAGUUUGUUCUCCUCUUCCUGCCACCAAACAUUGGAUGUCCUUUUUAAGGCUCUGUCCCAGGUCUUUUUCUUUCUUUAUGCUCUUUGGUGAUUUCAUCUGUUUUUAGGGGUCCAAUUGUCACCUCUAUGUAGAUGGCUCUCAAAUGACAUGUUUGGCCCUGUUUUAUCCCCUGAGGUAGAAUCAAGUAUCUCUAGCUGCUUGUUAGACAUGUCAUCCUGGAUGUCUCAGACUGAACUCAUUGUCUUCCCACUUCCAUUUCCCCUCUGUCCUAAGCUUCUUGUCCUUGUCACUGGAGAUUGACCCUUGGAUUCAUUUUUAUAUACUGAUUCUCAGCAAAGCACCUACUGUGUAGGAUUAUAGCACCACCCCAGCUGUUUUCCCCCUUCCAUGGGGGAUUGCAGGAUUUAGACAAAAUAACCUCCUGGUUCCAUUUCUCCAUUAUUUUAUCACAAGUUUCAGAGGUGCAUUUCAUAUAGGUACCCAGAUUUAAUAAUCUGUGUGGUUUCUACCCUUUUUGUUUGAAGGUCUUCUCAUUUACUUUUUAGGUGAUAGAAGAGCACCAUGUUUUAAGCACCCUAAUCUAGCUCCUUAGCAGGAGCCUUACUUCCCACUUGAGAUUAUAUUACUUUGCUAGUUCUAAAUCCUGUGGGCCAUUUUCUCCUCAAGAAUUCCCUACUCUUGUACCUGAAUCCUGAUCCGAUGUUUCCUGCUUACCCCCACCCCGAGGUUGUUACCAAAUAAGUAUCUGACACAGAAACUGUCCGUCUCUUCACAUUAGACCUUUUUUUUUUUGAUGGUGAUAGCUAUAUGGAAAAAAUUUAGAACUAAAACCUUACUUGUUAAUGUGAUUAGAGGACUUUCAAGUUCAAAUCCAUUUACUCUUGCUGAGAUGUGAUAGUAUAUAGUUUUUGUGAUUUAGCCUUUCCUAUGUCUGUAGAAUAAUGGAUUUCAGAUUCUUACUAAUUGAAUUUUCUUUUCUCUCAGGAUUUAUUGGCUUUGCCAUAUGUGUACUGGCCAGUUCCACUGCCCUCAUCUUUGUGGUAGGACCUCGAUAUGGCCACAGUAACGUCUUGGUGUAUGUUCUGAUCUGCUCCUCAAUCGGUUCCCUUUCUGUGUCCUGUGUCAAGGGUUUGGGCAUCUCUCUAAAGGAGCUUUUUUCAGGGAAGCCUGUCCUGAAAGAGCCCCUUGGUUGGGUGCUGUUGUUUUGUCUGGUGAUUUGCAUAAGUAUUCAGAUCAACUAUCUGAACCGGGCCUUGGACAUUUUCAAUACCUCCAUAGUUACUCCCAUCUAUUAUGUCCUUUUCACAACAGCUGUCAUGACCUGCUCUGCCAUUCUUUUUAAGGAAUGGCAGUAUAUGGUCCUAGACAGCGUCAUCGGCACAAUCAGUGGUUUCCUAACCAUUGUUUUUGGCAUUUUCCUUCUUCAUGCCUUUCGAGAUAUUCCUUUUUCUCCUGACCUGAUAUAUUUUUCUCCAAGGUCAGGUUCAAGUAAUCCCCAUGCUCCUCCCUGGAGGGAAAAUGAAAGACAAAAUCAGCCUCUCCUAAAUAGGGAGGACCUCAACAAAGAGUUCCAGAAUAUUGAGGUGGAAGAGAUUGAAAAUCUGUGAAUAAUCUUAGGCAGAGUCCUUUCUGUUUCUGUUGGGUAAGGUGGCCUUUGUACUUUUGCUUAAGAUCUGCCCAGGCCUCUGACAUCUAUCCAGGUCAGAUCAGAUUUACCUGGAAAGGAACAGAUUAAUACCUAACUAGUAAGCAGUGGAACAGCAGAACCUCCCCAACUGCCAUGUUGUCACUAGUCUCAUUUGUUUCACUUGCAUAGAACAUGCUAAGUUGUUGUAAGACAUGGUGCUAGAUAUCUGUGUAUGUAUAUAUACACCGGUGAAGUAUUUGUGAAAACAACCAUUGAUUCCUCAUCGAUAGUUUCAGACAACCUAAAAGCUGGAUUUACUUGGUACACUUGGAAUAUUUCAGUGUUUAGUGAAUGCUAGUUUGUUUUUUAAAUGUUUUUACAGGUGUUUUGGUGUCCCUGUUAGUGCUAACUGAAUCCUGACCAUCCUGAAGUUUGUAUCAAGGACUCAAGUAUAAUUACUAAUAACUGCUGCCUGGUAAGAGCAUUUGAUUGUAAAAAAAAAAAAUUAUAUUCCAGAGACUAUUAACUGUCCCCCUUCCCCAGCUUGUAGUCCUUAGGGUCCUGGAGGGCAAAGUUGAUGAUUUAGCUACCCAGAAGAAUACCUAUUUCAGACCUUGGUGACCCUCUGAUACACUUAAAUAGAAAGCAAAGUACAGAGUCACUUGUCAUGUAAUGUGUGUGAGACCAAAGCAAGAAGCAGCUUAAAGGGCCCUUUGGGCAUUUUUGGCUUGACUUGCAGCAGAGUUCCCUUUGUCCCUGCCCAGUUCCCUGAAGAUUACAAAAUCCAAUGGCAGCCUUCACAUGAGGACCGACAGCAGUUAUAGAUAUUAUACUUCCUGUCUGCAGAUCAUCCUAGAGUCUAUAGAAGGCUCAUGGUAUGUUUGAAAGAGAACCAAGCACUAGAAUGUAAGCUCCUUGAGGGCAGGGGACACUCAGGUUUUUACUUUUGUAACCAUAUUUGAUGCUAAAUAAAUGUUGAUUCUUGAUGAGCAAUAUAA
This is a messenger RNA of Monodelphis domestica (gray short-tailed opossum), 4090 nucleotides long. RefSeq names its product magnesium transporter NIPA2-like. The record is from RefSeq and is a predicted model, not a curated record. Gene Ontology annotation, cellular component: membrane. Gene Ontology annotation, biological process: magnesium ion transport. Gene Ontology annotation, molecular function: magnesium ion transmembrane transporter activity. NCBI's taxonomy places the organism in Eukaryota, Metazoa, Chordata, Mammalia, Didelphimorphia, Didelphidae.